CCAUACCAAACGCCAUUUUAUUUUAUUACUCAGAGAUGACAAAAGGACCCUCUCAGCAGCAGAAGAAACUGCCCGGAAUUACAUCUAUGAAUAUAUAUAUUUUUUUUUAAAAACGCAUAAAAUAAAACUAAUGACCACAUUGCAGAAAAAGACAAAAAAAAGAAGAUAAAGAACACAAAAAAUACAAAACAGAAAAGAGUCCACUUGCCACACUCCAACUGCUUCCACGAAGCAGGGUGACUACGAAACAUCUCUCGCUACUUCCCAACCCUUUUGUGUGUAUAUAUAUCACACAACACACAUCUCUUCAUCUCCCACACUUGAACAGCUUCCUUGAUCCAAUCUCUCUUCCUCCUCAAAAAAGAUCAAGAAUCAGAAUCUUGAUCUUCUCUCCAAGCUUCAGACAGACCAAAACACACUCCGAGUCCAGUCCGAUUUGGAUUCCGACAUGGCGAAUGGCCGAGAACAAUCAGCCCUGGAGCUCAUAAGACAACACCUCUUGUCAGAUUUUUCCUCCGCCGAGACCUUCUUCGCCAGCCUCCACCACCUCACCUCCGCCGUCAUACCGGAACCAUCUUCCACGUUAGUGCCGCCUGUCUUGAGCAUGUCAGUUACUACUACGGCAAGUACUUCACCGAUGCCUAGUGAUGAUGAUGAUGAUAACAACAUUGUGAUGAUGAGCAAUCACCAACAUGAUCGUCAUGAGGAGAGGCAUUACAGAGGCGUGAGGCGUCGUCCAUGGGGGAAAUACGCGGCAGAGAUUAGGGAUCCAAACAAGAAAGGAGCCCGAGUCUGGUUAGGGACUUUCGACACUGCCAUUGAAGCUGCAAGAGCUUACGACAGAGCUGCUUUUAGGUUACGUGGGAGCAAAGCAAUCCUCAACUUCCCUCUUGAAGCAGGCAAGCAUUGGAAUGCAGACAACAACGAUGGAAGUGAUCACUGUAUUGUAAGGAAGAGGAAGAGAGAAGUACGCAAAGAAGAGAACUUGGAGAGCAACGAUACCUCGGCCCGCAAGGCAGUGAAGACAGACGCAGAUGAAGUUCAAGUUUGUCCAUUAACGCCGUCAAGAUGGAUGGAGUUUUGGGACGGAGGAGAUGACAAAGGGAUGGGAUUCUUGACGGUGCCUCCGUUAUCUCCUCAUCCAUCUCGUGGGUACUCCCAAAUUGUGGUUACCUGAGCUUCACAAGGGAAGACGAUAAACAAUGGGAAUACAUCAAAACAAAAAGGAGAUAUAGAAAAGAAAUAAUGAUAAGAGUCACUAUCACAACACAAGUUGGUGGCUUCUUUUUUUUUGUAGCUGUUCAUAAGCUUAUAGAUUAGCCUAUUGUACAUUAAUUGUAUCCGUUUAAUUCGUCUUAAUGAAUGAGAUCUUGAAUCUUCCA
Molecule: messenger RNA, 1382 nt
Organism: Tarenaya hassleriana
Lineage: Eukaryota; Viridiplantae; Streptophyta; Magnoliopsida; Brassicales; Cleomaceae
Product: ethylene-responsive transcription factor ERF105
Exons: 1
Coding region: 449-1177 (242 amino acids)
Biological process (GO): ethylene-activated signaling pathway; regulation of DNA-templated transcription
Molecular function (GO): DNA binding; DNA-binding transcription factor activity
Source: RefSeq, a predicted model, not a curated record